GUUUACACAAUUGUUGUAUGGCAACAGCGGUAGUUUGGAAGUUACAUCUCUAUCAGUUCCCCUCUGCCGCUAAAAAGGACUCAAAACACACAAACAAGUUGUUGUCCCAAAUACGUGAAGCUCUAUUCGUUACAACUCUGUGCUCAGUGGUUGGUACCUAGUGGGCCGAGCUUGUUGGACCCUCCAUACGGAGCCAUGGAAAUGGUCACGUCAGAAGCCCACUCUCCAUAUAUGCACCUGUUCCUCUACGUCACACCAAGGUCCAGACCGAAAAGCUUGUGAUCGCUUUCCGAAGGGGAGCAUGUGCGUAGAUAGUACACCGGCUAUAAAUCCUACUCCAUGGAUUCUAGCUCCAUUCAGCUCACUGUGCGCACACAGGAUAAACUCCUUUCUUCAUUACGACAUGGAGGACGUGGGUCGCCAUGCAGCUUCGUUGCUGGCGAGUCUGAACCACCAACGAGAACAAGCGAACUUGUGUGACUGCGUGCUCAGACAGCGAGAGGACCCUGCUCAUCUCUAUCCAGCACACAAAUGUAUUCUGGCUGCCUCCAGUCCAGUUCUGGCCAGUAUCCUCUCCACGACAGGUUCCUUGGUGGAUCUCCAGGCUCCGUGUCUGGCCCACUCGGUCCUGGAGCUUGUGUUGGACUUUAUUUAUACGGGAGUUCUGCCUCCCGCUCAGAGUUGGCAACAGUACUGCGAUCUACUUGCUGCUGCCCACCUCUUGGAGAUGGAGCAACUGCGGGAAGUUCUAAUGAACACUCCACCGAUGGAAGGGAAUGACGCAAACAGAGCCUCUCGUGAACCUUUGAGGACUUGCGAAAGUCUUUUUCCUCAGGAGUUAGAUCGCAAUGUAACAUACACCGCUGAUUUGUCAAGCACAAACACAGAGAAGUGGCUACGAGCACAAGAAGACCAAAAACAUGUGCUCCAAUUUACAGCCAAUGUGGACGUCGGUUCUUUAUCUUCCUCUUCUCUGUGCAGUGGGGCAGUACCGGUCAUACGUCACAGCGGCAGAUCUGCAACUUUGCCAUCGGGCCUCCAAGUGGCUUCUUGGGAGGAGACUCACCAGUGCAGACGCAAGCAUUGUAUCGAUGACUCACAGGAAAUACCUCUUGCGAAAGACUUCUAUGCACGGGGAUACUGUGAAAAUCAGAGUGGAAGAAAGGGUGAACAUGACAGGGAGAACCUGGAAGACAAUUGUGGACUUGCCGAGACAAGAACACAGCAGCAGGAGGAAUCCAAGCAGUCGCGACGUGAGCCGCUCGCCAACAACGGGUACACUGAAGUCACACAUCCACACCUAAGUGACAACAACGUGCUUCAUCCUGAGGAGAUGUCUUACCAAGGAGGCCUUCAUCAUCCCACAUCCAGUUCAUCAGAGCAGUGCGGUGAUGAAGAAGAGACCGGGGUCUCCAGCGGUUUCGAACCUGUAAACCAAACAUCCGGUCUUCUUCUUCUGGGCGAGACAUUGGUACAAGAAACAGUGUCUGUAAUUGAUCACAGUCACACAAACAAAGAUCGCGCUGGGGCUUCAUCUCAUGAUGCUAAUGGGCAUUUAGCGGUGAGGGAACAACAUGUGAGGUGUAAAGAGGCCUACACAGCUCCCACCAUGCACAAUCACAUUCAAGCGUCAACGUCCACGCCCAGCCCGCCGCGGCCCCGCCGCCACCCGUUUCAGUGUUCGUUGUGCACGCGCUCCUUCAGCCAGCGCGGCACCUUGAACAGACACAUGCGCACUCACCUGGGGGUAAGGCCCUUCCCCUGUCCGAGGUGCCCGAUGACCUUUUCCCGCCAGUACCGCGUGACGGAGCACAUGCGCGUACACCAGCGCUGCAGCGACCUCCCGAGUGACUUUAGCAAGUCUUCUGUCUCCUCGAUUUGAUGCGCAACACAAAGAGGACUCUUUUGUUGGUUUGUUUAGUGCUAAGCAUCCUCAGUUGGCGGACUUCGGUCUCUGUACUGUUUAACUUCACUAUUACAAGAUGACAUUGUUAUUUAUUUGAUUUAUUAUUGAUGAUUUCUCCACUGCUUCCAAUACGUCUGCGUGGAAGUUAGAUUGUUUUGCCCAAUCAGAUUUUAGCCUCCAUGUGUUGCCUUGUCACUCUAAUCUGUCAGAGCGUUCAAAAUCAGUAGGGAUGAUCGAUGCAAUUUAAAACUAUAUUAGCAUUGGUACUAUUUCUUUAACCAAUUAGAUUUGAAUUUGUCCUCACAGGGCCUGCUAGCUGGCCCACAAUAAUAUCUGCUUUUUCCAUUUGUUGGUCAAAGACGAGCCAAACACGUCUGUAGCAAUCUGCACGUAUCAAUACAUUUAAUAAUC
Molecule: messenger RNA, 2317 nt
Organism: Hippocampus comes (tiger tail seahorse)
Lineage: Eukaryota; Metazoa; Chordata; Actinopteri; Syngnathiformes; Syngnathidae
Product: hypermethylated in cancer 2 protein-like
Exons: 3
Coding region: 302-1882 (526 amino acids)
Biological process (GO): regulation of transcription by RNA polymerase II
Molecular function (GO): DNA-binding transcription factor activity, RNA polymerase II-specific; RNA polymerase II cis-regulatory region sequence-specific DNA binding; protein binding
Source: RefSeq, a predicted model, not a curated record